CAAGGUACCCACGAUCCUUUCUUAUCGUAACCUCAGCAAACCCUGCUUCCGUCGUUCUCUUCUGUCAUUUCGGCGCCUUGCUCUAGUUUCUGUCUUUCCUACUUGUAAAUUAGAAUUGCAAGUCAUGAAUUUCGUGUUCUGAAAACCAUACAAACGGAGCGGCAUUCUACCCAGGUGAAUUUUCAUCUUUUAUCCUGGUAAGGACGAUUUUCACCCUCCAACAGCUCUGCUGAAGUUUCCCCAUCGUCUGUGCUCAAAGCUAUUAAUGAGAAUGUUGGUGCACAGGAAUUUGAAAGAAGGGCCUUCCUUGCUACUCAGGACAAAGCGGCCGUCCUCAUCGGCUGUGCUUAAUGCUAUUAGAGGUGCUGGGACCAAUGAGAAUGUUGACACAGAGGAACUGCAUUUAGAUGAAUAUGUGGUUUUGGAAAGAUUGAUGAACGAAAAGGAUGUAGUAGCUGCACUAGAGUAUUUCAAAUUUGUGUUUGAGACUAGAAAAUUCCGGCACACCACACGCACGUAUAAGAUGAUGAUCGAGAAGCUUGAAUCAGUGAGGGAUAUGAAUGGUGUUCAGUACCUAUUGCAACAGAUGAAAUCAGAAGGCGUUCCUUGCUCGGCAGACAUAUUUGUUAGCAUUAUAAGAUUGUAUCGGGAAUUGGGCGACUCGGAGUUAGCUUUGAAGACGUUCUACCGCAUUCAGGAUUUCGAUGUUAGACCUACGGCGAAGAUCUACAACCAUCUUUUGGAUGCACUUCUAUGUGAGAAUCGGUUUCACAUGAUCAAUCCCAUUUACGAUAACAUGAAAAAGGACGGUCUCAAGCCCAACGUGUAUACGUAUAACAUCCUCUUAAAAGCGUUAUGCAAAAACAACCGCAUAGAUGCUGCGUACAAACUGCUCGGUGAAAUGUCUGAGAGGGGAUGUGAACCCGAUAGUGUGAGUUGCACUACAAUCGUGUCUGCUCUUUGUCGUCAAGGUGAAUUAGCUGAGGCCAGAGAAGUUAUGAAAUGCUUUAGGCCUACCGUUCCAGCAUACAAUGCUCUGGUAAAUGGCUUGUGUAGUCACUACAAAAUACAAGAAGCUAUGUCGUUGAUAGAUAAGAUGGUGGAUCUUGGAUUGGAACCUAAUAUUAUCACUUACACAACAAUUGUAGAUGCACUUUGUGAGAUGGAAAGUGCAAAGCUUUCUGUUGCCAUUGUGGGCCGCUUGCUAGUGAGGGGCUGCAGACCUAAUGUUAUGACAUUUACCUCCUUAAUGAAGGGAUUCUUCAAGGAAGGAAAUGUUCAUGAUGCAAUUAUGAUUUGGAAUCAAAUGCUAAAGCAAGGGUGUAGACCCAAUACAGUUGCGUACAAUACCGUGAUAUAUGGUCUUUGUCUCAGUGGGAAGUUGCAUAGAGCUAUAUCAGUUUUCAAUAAGAUGGCAAAAAGCGAGUAUCUACCCAAUGUUAGGACUUACAGUAUUCUUUUAGAUGGGUUUGCAAAAGCUGGUAAUUUGGAGGGUGCUUUAGAGGUAUGGAACACAAUCAUAGCAAGUGGGUGUGAACCCAAUGUUGUGGCGUAUACUAGCAUGGUGGAAGUGUUGUGCAAGAAAUCCAUGUUUUAUAAAGUUCAGCAGAUUAUUGAGAAAAUGUGGCUGGAAAACUGUCCUCCAAGCACAAUAACUUACAAUGUAUUCAUUAAAGGAUUGUGUGAACAAAGUCAAGUAGAGUGGGCUAUCCAUGUGUUACAUGAAAUGAAGGAGAAAGGUUGUCUCCCUAAUAUAACAACCUACAAUGAGGCUUUGUAUGCUCUUUACAGGGAUGGAUACUCUGUUAAAGCCUUGAGCCUUCUCAGUGAGAUGUUAGGGGCUGAUUUAGAUUUCAAUGUUGUCACUUAUAACACUCUCAUCUACGGUUCAAGUUGCAUUUUUAAAAUGAGAGAUGCUUCUUCAUUCUUGGCAAAGAUGCUUGUUACAGGCAUUAGACCUGACAUAAUUACAUAUAAUACAAUAAUCCAUGCUUACUGUAAGGAAGGUGAUAUAAAAGCAGCAAAUCAGUUCUUUGGAGCAAUGGUUGCAGAUGGGUGCUACCCUGAUGAUAUUACUUACACUACGUUAAUAGGUGGCCUCUGUGAAAGGUCUUAUUUGGAGGGAGCGAUGGUUUGUUUCCUUAAGAUGCUAACUGGUGGUAUUAUGCCCAACACUACCACAUGGAAUGUCUUGGUUAGCUGUGCUAUCUGCAAAUUGAAUUCUUCUAUUGUAACAUGUUUACUGAAAGAUAUAUUGAGAAAUGCUGAUGCAAAAAUAAAUAUCUGAUACAUUAUUGUUUUGUA
This is a messenger RNA of Nymphaea colorata (pocket water lily), 2304 nucleotides long. RefSeq names its product pentatricopeptide repeat-containing protein At3g48810. Lineage: Eukaryota; Viridiplantae; Streptophyta; Magnoliopsida; Nymphaeales; Nymphaeaceae. The transcript has a single exon. The record is from RefSeq and is a predicted model, not a curated record. The coding region runs from base 266 to 2287 and encodes 673 amino acids. Gene Ontology annotation, molecular function: protein binding.